UUAUGUUCAAUCGCUAGGUGCUACUUGAAAAUGAUGAAUCAGUAAUGAUCUGUGGGCUGUAAGUUUGACGUUUUAGGCGGAAGCAAAUAACAAUUAAAAGUAUCGUUCCCUCUCUUAUUGUUUCUUAAUUCGGCAAAAUGAAUAGGCUUUUCGGACGGGCUAAGCCUAAAGAACCGCCUGCGAGUAUUACCGAUUGUAUCGCUGGGGUUGACAGUAGAGCAGAUUCUGCUGAAAAAAAGAUAGCAAAAUUAGACGCGGAAUUAAAGAAAUACAAAGAUCAAAUGGUUAAAAUGAGAGAAGGUCCAGCAAAAAAUGCUAUAAAGGCUAAAGCUUUACGAGUUCUAAAACAACGAAAAAUGUAUGAAGCUCAGGUAGAUAAUUUGCGUCAACAAGCAUUUAACAUGGAACAAGCAAAUUAUGCUACUCAAACGUUAAAAGACACUCAGACAACUGUAAUCACUAUGAAAGAAGGAGUUAAACAGAUGCAGAAGGAAUUCAAAAAUAUCAAUAUAGAUCAAAUCGAGGAUCUUCAAGAUGAUUUGGCAGACAUGUUGGAGCAAGCAGACGAAGUACAAGAAGCGAUGGGUCGUAGUUAUGGUAUGCCUGACAUAGACGAGGAUGAAUUAGCUGCCGAAUUAGAAGCCCUUGGAGAUGAUUUAGCUAUAGACGAGGAUGUCAGCUAUUUAGAUGAUGCUAUAAAAGCACCUAGCGCCCCUAACAAGGAACCUGGCACAGAUUCUGUGAGGAAUAAGGAUGGUGUCUUAGUCGACGAAUUUGGCUUACCGCAAAUACCUGCCAGUUAAAACAAUAUUAAACAAAGUAUUAUACAAAUAAAAAUGAACAAUAUUUACCGAUAUGCCCAAAGAUGUUAGGUCCUUCAAGGACUUUGGAAUGCUUUUUUACAAAACACACAUAUAGGCAGCCUCUCAAUUAUUCUAACUGUUCCGAUUAUCUAACAUAACUGUGUUAUUACAAGUUACUUUUAUUAAGUUUUACGUUGUAAAUAUAUAUAAAUCAAAUUAACAAAAUAAAUUUUUCUUAUUACGAGUUUA
Molecule: messenger RNA, 1052 nt
Organism: Hylaeus volcanicus
Lineage: Eukaryota; Metazoa; Arthropoda; Insecta; Hymenoptera; Colletidae
Gene: Vps60
Product: charged multivesicular body protein 5
Exons: 4
Coding region: 138-803 (221 amino acids)
Biological process (GO): vesicle budding from membrane; late endosome to vacuole transport via multivesicular body sorting pathway
Cellular component (GO): multivesicular body
Source: RefSeq, a predicted model, not a curated record